AGAGAUUCUUUUGAUGGCACCAACAAAAAAACAAAAAAGAAAAGAAAAGAAGAGAUAGAGUUUGGACAGCAGAGAAGAAUAUAUAAAUAACUGUUGUACCAAGUAAGCUAUCAUCAACAGUCAAGUAGCAAAGUGGUAAUAGCUAGGUAGUUCAUAAUGUCAAGAGAUAGAGACCCUCUGGUAGUUGGGCGUGUGAUAGGGCAGGUGUUGGAUCCGUUUGUAAGGUCUAUCAGUCUUCAAGUCACUUACAGUACCAAAGUGGUUAACAAUGGCUGUGAGCUCAAACCCUAUCAAGUUGUCAACCAACCUAGGGUUGAUAUUGGUGGUGAUGAUUUGAGGACCUUCCAUACUUUGGUUAUGGUGGAUCCUGACGCACCUAACCCAAGUGAUCCAAAUCUGAGAGAAUAUUUGCAUUGGCUGGUGACUGAUAUACCUGCGAUGACAGGGGCAAGUUUCGGACAAGAAGUGGUCUGUUAUGAAAGCCCAAGACCAACGGUGGGGAUACAUCGCUUCGUGUUCAUAUUGUAUAGGCAACUGGGGAGGCAGACAGUGUAUGCACCUGGCUGGCGCCAGAACUUCAGUGCUAAAGACUUUGCUGAGCUUUACAAUCUUGGCUCGCCUGUCGCUGCAGUCUAUUUUAAUUGCCAGAGGGAGACAGGAUGCGGUGGAAGGAGGAGAUGAUCAUGCUCGUGCCUACGCCGAUGCCUUAAACAAAUUAUAAUUAGCUUCCUUCUGCGACCUCUAUCAAUCAUUAGCUUCCUUUCCACUUUAUUUCAAUAAGAUUUUUCAAUCAUUUGAUGUUUUCAGAAACCAAAAACCCCCAAAAAAAAAAAAGAAAAGAAGGGAAGAUGAUAUAUUUCUAUAAUAUAUUAUAUUAUGUCUCAAUGCCUUGGAAUAUGGGAUGCGGCCAUAAAAGUUGUAUUUCUACAUGUAUUUGGCAUUUGCUACAGUUACAGAUUUCAGAAUUUUAUAUAUAAAUUAUCAUGUGCUCAAUUAGUCAA
Messenger RNA from Ricinus communis (castor bean), 1001 nucleotides. Its product is annotated as protein HEADING DATE 3A. The coding region runs from base 157 to 681 and encodes 174 amino acids. The record is from RefSeq and is a predicted model, not a curated record. NCBI's taxonomy places the organism in Eukaryota, Viridiplantae, Streptophyta, Magnoliopsida, Malpighiales, Euphorbiaceae. The transcript is spliced from 4 exons.